This is a messenger RNA of Lactuca sativa (garden lettuce), 1716 nucleotides long. Its product is annotated as protein FAR1-RELATED SEQUENCE 6. Lineage: Eukaryota; Viridiplantae; Streptophyta; Magnoliopsida; Asterales; Asteraceae. The record is from RefSeq and is a predicted model, not a curated record.
AUGAUUUUAAUAGGUGAUGCUGAUGAAGAAUCUACUGAAUUUAACAUAAACAAUAACGAUAUACAUGUUGAAGAUGCAUUUUUCAAAGAUAUUAUUGAAGAGGAUGAGCAAAUUUCUUCGACAUCCCAGUCGAAUGAUAAUGAAGAAGCAAAACAUUUUGAAUCAAAAGAUGAAGAUGAAUUAAGCUGCAUAGAAGUAAAAUCUCCUUGUGGCGCAAAAACAAUUGAGUGGAUCCCAAGAGUUGAUGAAUCAUUCCUGCCAAAGAAAGAUAUGGUGUUUUACAAUACAAGAGCAAGCAAAGCAGAUAGCAUGGUUACUGGUUUAAAGGGUGGUUACAGUAAACAAGGUGCAAAGAAAAUCGACUACAAAAAUUUUUCAAGAGACUUAAACUGCUAUAUAGGAGAUAGUGAUGAUGAUGAGCUAAGGGCACUGUUUUGGGCAGAUGCAAUUGCAAAAAGAAACUACAAAAAAUUCUCUGAUGUGGUAUCAUUCGAUGCUACAUACAAAACAAACAAAUAUAAUAUGAUCUUUGUUCCAUUUACUGCAAUUGAUAACCACAAAAGAUGUGUCACAAUUGGUGCUAGUUUGCUAGCUAGAGAAACAACGGAAUUCUAUACAUGGCUUCUCAAAUGCUUUCUCAAUGGCUUUGAUGAAAGCAUUGAACUUUUGGGAUCUGUUUAUAUAAUUGUAUACAAAGCUGUAUACGGACAUGUAUACAUGCCUGUUUCUGCAAAACUAAUAAAUGAGACUAACUUUAGAAAAAGAAUGCAAGGUCUAAUUUGGAAUUCUUGUAUUGAUCCGGAUAUAUUUGAAGAAAAGUGGAAGUAUCUAAUAAAAAGAUAUAAACUAGAAGAUAACAAAUGGCUGAAAGAGAUGUAUAAUAUUCAAACAAGUUGGAUUGCUGAUUAUUUUAGAGACACUACACUGUCAGGUCUGAUGAGGAGAACAUCAAGAUCAGAGAGUGUAAAUAGCUUCUUCAAAAGAUUUAUGUCAAAAGAUUCAAAUCUAAUUAUGUUCAUGUGCAAAUUUGAAUCUGCAAUGGAUGAGCAAAGAAAUCUUCAAUCAACAAAUGACUUUAAUUCCAAAAAUAAAAACCCACCAAUUCAAACAAAUCUUCAAUUUGAAGUACAUGCAUCAAAGUUCUACACACUUAAUAUAUUCAAAUUAUUUCAAAAAGAAAUAAAAGAUUCUAUCUGGACAUGCUCAGCCACACCAUAUGAGAGAGUUCAAGAUCAUGACACAUACUUUAUUAUUGAGCAAAUAAUGGAUGAAGAUAUACAAAACAGAAGUGUGUUCUUCAACAAAAAUUCAUAUAUUUUCAAAAGUGACAACAGAAAGCAAUUUCAAUACCAGGUUAAGGUAUUUCCAAAUGAAGAAACAUAUAAAUGUUCUUUCCUGGUAUUCGAGCAUAAUGGAAUUUUGUGCAGGAAUAUACUAUGUGUUAUGAGAUCAAAUUUUGUAAAAAGUAUACCAUCAAAGAAUAUGCUGAGAAGAUGGAAGGAAAGUAUAAUAAGACCUAACGAAUUGAUAAAAAGUCAUGGUAUUGCUGACAAUAUUAGUGGAUGUGAAAGAAUGAUACAAGAUGCAUAUUCUAUAGUCACAGAAUGUAUCAAUAUUAUUGGACAUGAUGCUGAAGCAAUGACUCAGUUUCUUCAAUGGCAAAAAGAAAUUCUAACCAAAGUUGAAUCAAAUCCACCAAAGAAUUUUUGGGACUGA